AAAUUCAAUUUCGCCAACAUUCAUCGAUUAUUUUCCUUUUCAUUUCUCGUCUCUCUAAAUUGUAAAUGGCGGAUAAUAAAACUUUAUAACAAAAGUGAGAUUCUUAUUUAAUAAAUCACUUCAGAUCUCUUGUAAAUAUGGAGAUAACUCGUACCACGCUUGGAAUUGCAGCUGGAAUAGCUGGAACAAUAUUUCUUGGCUACUGUGUGUAUUUUGAUCAACAACGUCGAAAGGAUCCACUUUUCAAAAAGAAGUUGAGAGAACGCAGACAGAGGGCACAACAGAAUUCAUCACGGUCACGGACCCUAGGUGGCCCAUUGCCCGAUUUGAGUGACCAUGAAGCUAUGCAGAGAUUCUUUUUGCAACAGAUUCAAUUAGGUGAAGAGCUCUUGGCUGCAGGUGAUCUGGAAGCAGGUGUAGAGCACCUUGGUCAAGCUGUAACAGUUUGUGGUCAAACACAGCAAUUGCUCAGUGUGCUUCAACAAACCAUGCCAGCGCCUAUCUUCCAUUUACUAUUGAAGAAGUUACCAGAGGUGUCUGAGCGUCUCCGCGCCAACAUAAAGGCAAGCGGUAAUGAGCUGCAAGAGGAGGAUGUUGAAUAAAUAGUUGCGUUACAAGUCUCGCACACUCCUGUUACAUAUUGGUAGGCUUUCCGUUUUUGUGUACAGUCAGAUCACACUACAUGAAAACAAGUGUAAUAUUAUUGUUACAACUAUUGGCUAUUUAAUUGCUUUAUUGAUGAGGUAUUUAAUAUUUAAAAAGUUGUAUAAUGCAAUUGUAAUCGAAAUCGGUUCAAAAUUAAAGAACGGGAAGAGCAUUUAAAAACAAAUCAAUGGUAUUACUUACCAUUAUUAAUUAUAUUUAAAAAAUCCAAUUCAAUUAUUGAUUAAAGUCAAUUUGAUUAAUUCAUCUCACAUUGAAGGAAUGAAUGUACAAUUUAACUGACAAUGAUUAAACUCAAUGGAGUUGUCAUUCUCCAAUUCAUUGAUAAUGCAGAUUAUAUUAUUGUAUUAAGUUUAAUAUAAUACCUGUAUUUAGAUUAGCGAUGCAAAGAAUUGUAAUUUACGAAUUAUAUGAUCUAUGAGCCCAAAUAUAUAAUGGUUCAAUCACAAUGCUAGGUGUCGAAAUCCCUCUACAAACUAGCUAAAGGCAUAUCAAAAAAUUAUUGACAAGUGUUAUUGUACAGUGUAGGGUUUUGUCAUUCUUAAGCAGAACAUACUGAAGUAUGUGUUACAAUGCACAUGCAUUUGUAUAAAUUCGCACGUUAAGCACACAUGUGCUAGAAUUGUCUAUGGUAGACGAACAUCAUUAUAGGGGGAAAGAAGGGGGGUGUAAAAUCAUUUCGUAUUUGAGAGCUGCACUCUUAUCGUUGUAGCUCUCGCCACUCACUACGAUUUCUAGUGAAUCUCUUCACCUCUUUUUCUCCCUUAUGUCCUUUCACCACAUUUCAAAGAUUCACGUCUCACAUCCAUACACAGCUAUACUCCAGUAUAAGUGGGUCGUGUACUCCAUAAACUUUGUAGACGUGUCUGAGAAUAAAUAUGUUUUUUUAUAAGGGGCUGGACACCCUUCGGGAUACUUUUUUUUUUAAUAUAGUGGUGUAAGCUCUCACUGCUGUUAUAGUGAAAUUGAUGUACGCAAUCACGGAAAGUGCCUUCUUUAGUACCUUCUGCUAGUUUUGUCUCUAUUUCAAACUUCCCGUUCCUAGUUUAGGUUGUUUAUGGUCGAGUUGAUAAUAUGUUACACGUGAGAAUCUGUAUUAUGAGUGCCCAAUUUUUAACCUUUUCUCUUUCACAUAAGAUUAAUUAUAAUUGAGAAAUAAGUACGAAUAAAUAGUGUGUAGUUAAUUUUUAAAUUUGCUAUUUAAUUUGUUAUUUAUAAUUAGUAUGUCGUUUAUAUUUCACAUAAAUCAAACAUUACCUGUUGAAAUUUUCGAGUAGCAUUGGCUGUGAUACAAAUUAAUAAGGGAAAAGUUCACCGUUUACAGAAAUAUUACUCAGAUGGAAUGCGACGUAUGACGCUGGUGAAACAGUAUACUUGUUUGUUAGUGUUAUAUUUAGGUUUUUGUGUUCACAACAGUUAAGUAUGCUUGUGAGUUUUGAUUGAGGAUUUUAUUGUAAAAUAAAAGUAUUGUACAAUG
Galleria mellonella (greater wax moth) is the source of this 2140-nucleotide messenger RNA. Its product is annotated as mitochondrial import receptor subunit TOM20 homolog. The transcript has 4 exons. The record is from RefSeq and is a predicted model, not a curated record. The coding region runs from base 138 to 602 and encodes 154 amino acids. Gene Ontology annotation, cellular component: mitochondrial outer membrane; mitochondrial outer membrane translocase complex. Gene Ontology annotation, biological process: protein import into mitochondrial matrix; tRNA import into mitochondrion; protein targeting. Gene Ontology annotation, molecular function: transmembrane protein transporter activity. NCBI's taxonomy places the organism in Eukaryota, Metazoa, Arthropoda, Insecta, Lepidoptera, Pyralidae.